Morone saxatilis (striped sea-bass) is the source of this 953-nucleotide messenger RNA. It is a transcript of the gene crabp1a, whose product is annotated as cellular retinoic acid binding protein 1a. Gene Ontology annotation, biological process: fatty acid transport. Gene Ontology annotation, cellular component: cytosol; nucleus. Lineage: Eukaryota; Metazoa; Chordata; Actinopteri; Moronidae. Gene Ontology annotation, molecular function: fatty acid binding. The record is from RefSeq and is a predicted model, not a curated record.
AAAAAAAAAAUAUAUAUAUAUAUAAAGGAAACCCAGAGAAACACUUGCGUGUGAGAGUGUGUACGGGAGGUUGAGCCCAGAGCAGAGGAGACAGGAGCACAGGGAAGAAGGAGGAGGGUGAGAAAGAGUCAAAGAGGAGAGAGGGAGAGAGGCAUCAGAACGUGGAACAGGUUCUUUCGGCAGCCCUUGCACUCAGCCUAAGCAGACAUGCCUAACUUUGCUGGCACCUGGAAGAUGAAGAAGAGUGAGAAUUUUGAUGAACUUCUCAAAGCCCUGGGAGUUAACACCAUGCUGAGGAAGGUGGCUGUGGCUGCAGCCUCCAACCCCCACGUGGAGAUCCGUCAGGAUGGUGAACAGUUCUACAUCAAAACAUCCACCAGUGUGCGCACCACCGAGAUCAACUUCCACAUUGGCGAAGAAUUUGAUGAGGAGACAGUGGAUGGCCGAAAGUGUAAGAGCCUCGCCACCUGGGAGACAGAGAACAAGAUCCGCUGUCAGCAAACUCUGGUAGAUGGUGAUGGCCCCAAAACCUACUGGACCCGAGAACUAAACGGCGAUGAGCUCACACUGACUUUUGGGGCAGAUGACGUAGUGUGCACACGGAUUUACAUCCGGGAAUGAAGCUCUGCAGCCUUCAUCGGGACAAGGGAGAAACACAGUUGGACCACAAUUUGUUUAAACCCAACAACUCUCUGUCAUGCUAACACGCUAACACAUUUGCAAAGUAUCCUGUGUAAUCUCUCAGCAUCAGUCUGCAUAGUCUCCACAAACAGUAGCAAUGUCUCUGUAAUGAUUUGUAGUGAGUAUUGUGUCUGCAGUACAGUAGCUGGAUUUCUCAAUGUCCAUAUCUACAACCCUGGUGUCAGCUGUUUAUGUAGGAUUUAGUCAUCAGUUACACUGAUUAAGUAUUCAUGUUCAAUGACGGGACACAAUAAAAAAUGGAACCAACAGUA